Echinostoma caproni is the source of this 1047-nucleotide messenger RNA. NCBI's taxonomy places the organism in Eukaryota, Metazoa, Platyhelminthes, Trematoda, Plagiorchiida, Echinostomatidae. The record is from the annotation of a GenBank genome assembly.
AUGCCCAAAUUUGUAAAAUCGAGUGACCUCCGUCGGAAUGAUACGAUUUAUGAAUACUCUAUAAGUAGUGAAGAAAGCGGAGUAACAAGUUCACCAUUUCCAGAUAAAGAAGCCGCUUCAGAUCGUGAAGUUAAACCGGUCCCACUUUGUUUGAAAUCUGACUCGCUUAGAGUCAACACAGAUGAACAACCGAUUGUACCCGCUCGACUUACAAAGGUGCGCUUGAACUCUGUUGCUGAGGAAUCGAUUCAUACACCUCCAUCAGACUAUCAUUCCAGUUCUCUGUCCACUAUCUCCUCUGUGACAGAGUUCAGUCAUGAACACGGGGAACCAUUUGAAUCGGCCUCGCCCGAAGCACAUCUGUCAAAGCUCAAAUCAAUUCAUCGGAAAGUCAAACGACGGAAACAAUGGCGUUACUUGCUGAGGGUGAUCCAUUUUAUUGUUACAAAGAUUCUCGUAUUGGUUUUGCUCAUUGCCAGCCUAAUAUUACUGUUGUGCGGUUACUUUCUUGUUGUGCAUUACCUUCUCGUGUCCGGAUGCAUUAUCCUUUUAGCCGCCAUCGGAUUCCAAGUCCAGCUGUGUUUUGCCGAACGGACCGGACCGAAUAAGUUUAACCCUAUGUCCGUUCCAUUCUCCAUUCCUGCGGAGGAUUUAACACAAAUGGAUCCUGAAUUAGUAAAAGAGCGAUCACAAUGCGGACCAGAAAUGCAAAAUCAGCUUGAGACUCCUCUUCCUCGAUCAUCCGACGCGUCUCGAAACGUUGUCAGUUUUAGUGAUCUUCAAGCAAAACGACUGAGUCUAGCUUUAGCCCGUGUGGCAAACAGUGCAUUACAAGUUCCACGGUAUACAGAUGGUGAAUCAACCGGUGUGUUGAGAUUGGCCAGACGGUUAACAAUGGCCAGCUCUGCGAUCGGAAUCGCCACACACGACCCGAGUUUAACCGGAUCAAGCUGGCUUACAGGUAAUCAGAUUAGGCAUGGAGUACGACGCAGUCUUGCUUGGAAUGCUACCGGAGCGAGUCGAUUUUACGAACAAAACUAUGACUAA